Messenger RNA from Cylicocyclus nassatus, 636 nucleotides. Lineage: Eukaryota; Metazoa; Nematoda; Chromadorea; Rhabditida; Strongylidae. The record is from the annotation of a GenBank genome assembly.
AUGAUGCCUAUUAAUAGAGCUGAUGAAGUGCCCGAGGCACAAAACGAUCGAGAUGAUAGGGUGGCGUUGGAAGUGCCGAAUAAUGAAGCGGCGCCCAAUGGACAAGAUGAUGGAGAUAGGAUAUUUGGGGCGGCGAAUGAAGCAGGAGAUGGUGAAAAUGGAGAGCUCGGGAUGCCGAAUCUUGGGCUGCCGAAUGGUUACCAUCAUGAGGAUGAUGAAGAUGAAGUGCCGGAGGAUCCGGAUAAUUGGCAAGAAGGUUCCUCAUCAGCGAGCGAAGUAUGGAGAGUAGAUGGUCACGAUUUACCGGAGGGUCCGCAUGAUCCGGUUCUAGGGUUAGGCGCCCGUCCCCUAACCCGUAGGGAGGACAAGCUGCUCUACCUUCGCUUGAUUACGCUCGAACGGGCGUUAGAGGCGGAAGAUGAAGGCGAAUUUGAUGAAGAUGAAGAGGUGGCACCUCUACUGGGGCCGAACGCUGAUUUUCGCAGUGUCCGCCCUCGACUAGGGUGUGUGAUGAUGCCUGUUAAUGGAACUAGAGAGGAGGUGCUCGAAGCACCAAAUGGUCGAGAUGAUAGAGAAGAGGUGCCCGAAGAACCGAAUGAUCGAAAGAGUGCCACCACGACGUCGAAUGUUGAGUGA